Messenger RNA from Paramisgurnus dabryanus, 800 nucleotides. Its product is annotated as ciliary microtubule-associated protein 3. The record is from RefSeq and is a predicted model, not a curated record. Gene Ontology annotation, biological process: regulation of cell projection organization. Lineage: Eukaryota; Metazoa; Chordata; Actinopteri; Cypriniformes; Cobitidae. Gene Ontology annotation, molecular function: cytoskeletal protein binding.
ACACUCGCACCUGGUUACCAUGGCUACGGGUAAACAACACCAAAAAGCUAUGGCGACACAGAGCGCAGGUACAUUCAUUUAUCUAGCACCAGCAAAAACAGCAUGCUAAAGUACUUUUUUAGUCCGAUUGUCUAUAAACGUAAAUGCAUUUGCACUUUCUGUUUUUAAUAAACUAUCAAGCUCCGAGAGUCGCGUUUGGCAGCUGCCAGAAACGUCUCAUGUUUCCAACGCACUUUGCGCAUGAUCGGAUGGGCAAUGAAAUGCUCGCGCUGCGUGGCUCUACAGAGCUAGGACCCGGAUGUUACGACAACCACGAUGUGGGUACUCUUGUGUAUGAUCUCCAACACAAACCUGAAAGUAAAAGGGGUUAUGCCUUAGCAGCUCGGACCGCCCCACGAUUUUUGCCUCCUGUUAAGAUGGGCACCCCUUCACCACAGAAAUACCAGCAGGAUUGGGCUCAGCCUACAGUUUGCUCUCCUGGUAAAGCAUUUUUUAACAGUUCAACACAAAGGUUCAGAAGCAAACCCUCAGUGAUGGACAACACCAGUCCUGGUCCAGGUGCAUAUGCACAUGACACCAUCCAAAGCAGAAAGGUGUGUUGGCCUAUGAAAUUUGGUGCUCAAGAUUGGUCCAGAGUGCCUCUGUUGGGUAGAAAGGCACUGCGAACGGAGCUCCCUUCUGAUAGAGACUUUCGGACACAGAGGAACAGGAUUGCGUAUCUACGCUUGUACUACUGAUGAACAAACAAACGUCAGUAACUACAAAUUAAUGCAAGAAUCUCUGUGUAGUUGGUCAUUAAA